Penicillium crustosum is the source of this 1707-nucleotide messenger RNA. RefSeq lists its product as uncharacterized. Gene Ontology annotation, biological process: intracellular potassium ion homeostasis; potassium ion import across plasma membrane. The record is from RefSeq and is a predicted model, not a curated record. The transcript has 6 exons. Gene Ontology annotation, cellular component: plasma membrane. The coding region runs from base 1 to 1707 and encodes 568 amino acids. Lineage: Eukaryota; Fungi; Ascomycota; Eurotiomycetes; Eurotiales; Aspergillaceae. Gene Ontology annotation, molecular function: high-affinity potassium ion transmembrane transporter activity.
AUGAAACCCGGGAUUUAUGGCUCACUUUUUCCGAAGAUGGAUCUAUCCACAUUGGGAUCUUUACAGCAGGGCACCCUUUUUGCUCUUCUUAUUCUCGGCCAUGCUUUUCCAAUAUUCGCUUUCAUCUCGUUGUUGCGUGCCAUGUCCUUCCGAACUGCCCUGAAAGAUGCUCCAAGCGAAGAAAAGUGUGACCAAGCAGUGUCCCAAAUGCCGAUAGUGCAACUUCAGGAGCAAAUGGGCUGUGAAAAAGAGGAUUCGUUGCCUGCGAAAUUAAUAGACAAGGCAAAGAUCAGAAUGGCAGUGAAAGAAGUUCAAGCAGAUACAGGAUUAUGGAAUGGUCAUGAACUUUCUUCUGCUACAAACCAACGACAUCCUGAUGAGACCCAGCGAGGUUCUCUCGUCGGCGUGAAUAACAAAAAGAAACACAUCGGAGAUUGGAAGGCACACAUUCGAAGCCAAAUUUCUUUGUUCAAGGGCAUGGUACAACGAUCAGCCAAUCAUCUGUCUUGCAGAGAUUCAAUCUGCUGCAAUACUCCAGACGGGAUCAAGUAUAUGGCACUUUGUUUAAUAGCAGGGCUUGUCAUAAUAUACUUCAUCGGCUUCCUCAUUCUUGGUAUCGUGACCGUGGGCCUAUGGUCAAAGUUCGUCCGCCCAGAUAUUCCACGGGAGGAUAAAACCUCCCCUUUUUGGGCAGGGGCAUUUCUUGCUACAUCUGCGCUUUGCAACAACGGGAUGUCCCUCAUCGAUACUAAUAUGGGCCCUUACCAAAAAGAGCCCUUUCCCCUUCUCGCCUGCGGCUUCCUCAUCCUUGCUGGAAAUACCCUUUUCCCCUGCUUACUGCGCUUCCUCAUCUGGGUGUUGAGAACGAUGUUGCCAAAUAAUGAAACUUGGCAGUUGUGGCGACGAACUUUCGAUUUUACUCUCUCCCAACCCCAUAAGGUCUGCGCUUACUUGUACCCCACCUGGCAUACAUGGUUUGUAUUCGGUACAAUCAUUCUGCUUAAUGCCCUCAUGUGGGGUGCGUUCGAGAUUUCUGCUAUUCAUAAUGAGGAGAUUCGCUCUCUUCCAAUCAACUUCCGGGUACUGGAUGGGCUUUUCCAAGCUCUAGCCGUGCGUGGUGGCGGGUUCUCUGUUGUCGCAUUCGAUCGCUUGCCACAGGGAUUGCUCAUUCUAUAUGUCUUCAUGAUGUAUAUUUCUGCCUUCCCUGUCUCGGCCGCCAUCAGCAGCACAGAGGUUGUGGACGACUGGCCGGCGGAGCAGCCUCAAAAAGAAUCCUCUCACCCGCGAUUGGCAAGGUUUCCUCACGGCCGUUUCGUGUACAAACAACUUCGCUCUCAAUUCAGCCACGAUAUCUGGUGGCUCUCCCUUGCUAUCCUCCUCAUAACAAUCAUCGAAUCUGGUCACUUCACAGCUGAACCUUUAGCCUUUUCUACAUUCAACAUUAUUUUCGAAGCUGUGUCUGCAUACAGCUGCGUCGGUGUAAGUAUUGGUUAUCCCGGCCAGAGUUACGCUUUUUGCGGUGCAUGGCAUACACUUAGCAAGUUAUUGCUUAUCGCAGUUUCAUUGCGAGGAAGACAUCGUGGUCUGUGCGCCAUUGUUAAUGCCGAUCCUUCUCUUCAACCACGGGGUAUCAGUGGAACACAGAAGAUACAGCCAGAGAAGGAUCGGUAUGCAAAUAUCAGCGAAACUUCACUUGGUUGCGUUUGA